This is a messenger RNA of Metarhizium album ARSEF 1941, 1839 nucleotides long. Its product is annotated as WD40 repeat-like-containing domain protein. Gene Ontology annotation, molecular function: protein binding. The transcript is spliced from 4 exons. Bases 1 to 1839 code for a protein of 612 amino acids. The record is from RefSeq and is a predicted model, not a curated record. Lineage: Eukaryota; Fungi; Ascomycota; Sordariomycetes; Hypocreales; Clavicipitaceae.
AUGUCUAUGUACUCUCAUCGAGGCAUGGGGGCCGUCCCCCCUGGCAACUCCGCGCGCCUCAACGAACUGCUCGACCAAAUCAGAGCCGAAUUUGAAACCCAACUUCGUCAGACUGAAGGGUUUGAGCACCAGAAUAGUGGUUGGCUGACCCGGUGGUACGUGCGAGCAGUUUCUGCCCAAGUCAGCGAGAUGCAGCUGGUCAGGGAAAAGGUGUAUGCAAUGGAACAGACACAUAUGACCCUGAAGCAAAAAUAUGAGGAAGAAAUCAGCAUGCUUCGUCAUCAGCUUGAAAACGCCCGCAAAGGUGGUCCGCAACCAGGCAUGCCCGGCCCUCCCCAGCAUCCCGGCCCUUCUCAGCAGCCACCUUCCCUUGCACCUGGAAAUGGCCUCUUUAGUGGCAUAAUGGCCGGCGGGAAUCAAGCUGGACUGGCUCCUCCACAGCAACAACCGCAUGCUCCUCCGCAGGAACAGCAGAUGGGACCUCAGCACCAGAUGGGCCAAGGGCCUCCUGGCCUUCCUGUCCCUCCGCCACAUCCUAAUGCUCAACAGCCGCCCUACCAGCAGGGCUAUCCCCAGGGACCUGUCUCCAACGGCAUGGGCCCUCAACCGCCUCAGAGCACUGCUUCGCCGGGUCCAGGGCGAAGAGGAGUUGGGCGGCCACCUGCCGUUGGCCCUGCUACUCCCCAGAUAAAUACUCCUGUUCCGUAUCCAGGCAAUGCACAAUCGCCUCAGGUUAGCCACCCAACGCCUGAUCACGCUCGCAUGGGCGGUCCUCGUGCGCCCCCUGUUGGCAAUGCAUUGGGUGAUCUCGAAGUCGACGCUGUCGCACCACACAACAAAAAAACAGGCAGUGAUUGGUAUGCCAUCUUCAACCCGGCUGUCCAGCGAGUCUUGGACGUGGACCUCGUUCACUCGCUCACCCACGAGAGUGUCGUGUGUUGCGUCAGGUUUAGCCAUGACGGUAAAUACGUGGCCACCGGCUGUAACAGAUCCGCUCAAAUUUUUGACGUCCAAACUGGUGAGAAGGUGUGCGUAUUGGAGGAUCACAAUGCGCAAGAUAUGACCGCCGAUUUGUAUAUUAGAAGCGUUUGCUUCAGCCCUGACGGCCGCUAUCUGGCCACUGGCGCUGAAGAUAAGCUGAUUCGAGUCUGGGACAUUCAAUCUAGAACUAUUCGCAACCACUUUUCCGGCCACGAACAAGAUAUUUACUCCCUUGAUUUUGCACGCGACGGCCGAACGAUAGCAUCUGGCAGCGGCGACCGAACAGUUAGGCUGUGGGAUAUAGAGCAAGGCACCAAUACACUGACGCUGACUAUUGAAGAUGGGGUCACAACCGUUGCGAUCUCUCCCGAUACGCAGUAUGUUGCUGCUGGAUCCUUGGAUAAGAGCGUCCGCGUGUGGGACAUUCAUUCCGGAUUUUUGGUCGAGCGCCUGGAAGGCCCCGAUGGUCACAAGGACUCUGUCUACUCAGUAGCAUUCUCGCCCAAUGGGAAAGAUCUCGUCAGUGGAAGCUUGGAUCGAACUAUCAAAAUGUGGGAGCUUAGUUCUGCCCGUGGUGGGCAGAGUGCUGCCCCUAAAGGUGGCAAGUGCGUUAAAACAUUCGAGGGCCAUCGUGACUUCGUUCUAUCGGUUGCUUUGACACCCGAUGCCAACUGGGUGUUGUCAGGAUCGAAGGAUCGAGGUGUCCAAUUUUGGGACCCGCGCACUGGUACCACACAGCUGAUGUUACAGGGACAUAAAAACUCUGUGAUCUCGGUUGCCCCAAGCCCUCAGGGUGCCUACUUUGCCACGGGAUCCGGCGACAUGAAGGCGCGUAUCUGGUCAUACCGACCGUUUUAA